Molecule: messenger RNA, 150 nt
Organism: Ambispora leptoticha
Lineage: Eukaryota; Fungi; Glomeromycota; Glomeromycetes; Archaeosporales; Ambisporaceae
Source: the annotation of a GenBank genome assembly
AUGAACAAACCACAAAUGCAACUUCUCAAAGAGUUAGAAUAUUCUCGCAUUCCCAUACCCGAACUCUAUUCGCAAAUCGAUCCCACCGAACAAUGGGCGCAACGAGACGGCGGUGGUGACUGGGAAAAUGGCGCAAAACCUUAUGGAUAA